Messenger RNA from Purpureocillium lilacinum, 1026 nucleotides. NCBI's taxonomy places the organism in Eukaryota, Fungi, Ascomycota, Sordariomycetes, Hypocreales, Ophiocordycipitaceae. The record is from RefSeq and is a predicted model, not a curated record.
AUGGAGAGUACAGGUAUCAAUCAAAACGCCGGGCAUCGUCAAUGGCACUGGGCCGGUCGUGCCACAACUCCGAAUCCAAGAAAGCCAGCUAGAGAAUCCAAGAAAAGACCAGAGGCAAAGCUUGGGCGAAAUCUCAUCGCUGCUGAGCCCCUCGACCUCGAGCAGCACGCCCUUCUUGGCGUAGUGCUCAAGCAGGGGCUCGCUCGUCUCCUGGAAGCGGCGGAAGCGCGCGCGGUAGACCUCCUCGGUGUCGUCGGGGCGCUGCACGAGGGCCUCGCCCGUCACGUCGUCGCGGCCCGGCACGCGCGGGGCGUUGAACGUGGUGUUGUAGACGCGGCCCGAGGGCUCGUGGACCCAGCGGCCGGCGAUGCGCUCGAGGAUGACGGAGAAAGGCGUCUUGAUGGAGACGGCGAGGUUGAUCGGGAUGAUGGUGUCGAGCGUCGUGGCCUGCGCGGCGGUGCGGGGGUAGCCAUCGAGGAUGAAGGAGGCCGCGGGGUCUUCGGAGGGUUGCGCGCCGGCGUGGGCCGUGACGGGCCACGCCCCAAAGUCGUCGAGCUCGCGCGACUCGGGUGCCGUCGUAGCCUCGGAGGCGAGCGUCAUGACGGGGCCGUCGCCGAGCCAGCCGCGGGUGCGCAGCUCGCCGGAGAUGAGGCGUACCAUGAGGUCGUCGGCGACGAGGCCGCCCGUCUUGAUGGUGUUUUCGGCCAUGAUCGGCGUGCGCGUCUUGACAUUGUGCCGCAAGAGGUCGCCGGUGCUGAUGGACUGGAGCUGGGGGAAGCGCUUGAGCAGGCGCUCGCUCUGCGUGCCCUUGCCGACGCCGGGCGCACCGACGAGGAUCACUCUUGCGGCUCUGCGGAGCUGCAUGCUAUGCGGCGCGCCAAUGUCGCUCCGUCGGCUGUUGGCGGUGUCGAAAUGUCGAUGUACAAGAACGCUUCGCAGUCAACAGGGCAAAUGCAAUCCGCGGGCAGGCAAUGCGUGGAGGCGCGGGACGUCGUAGGGCUGGCGAUGAAGGGACGAAAGUGUUGA